AUGCUAUGGACGCUAGCGCGACAUGACCUCUCGAGCAUAAUCAAGCGGUCGAUACCUGCUUCGAAGACGCCUCCUUCGCUGUCGAAGAACCCCGGUAACCUGUAUGAGGUCCUUUCACGGACACCGUUAGGCGGUGUGGGCCGGCACGUAUACCAGACUCGGUGGACAGUCAAGAAGAUACCGGACUGCUACUGGAAAGUCACCAGAACACAAUUCAAGUGCGAGGGAAAGCACGGCAAAGCAUGGGGUUUGCUCUUCUGGAAAGGAAAACAGGUCAGCGAACAGCCGGAACGGAUAAGGGGUAGUUUGAAGUAUUCGUGGAACGAAGGCCGCUCAGAGGGUGUGUGGGACUACUAA
Molecule: messenger RNA, 357 nt
Organism: Desarmillaria tabescens
Lineage: Eukaryota; Fungi; Basidiomycota; Agaricomycetes; Agaricales; Physalacriaceae
Exons: 2
Coding region: 1-357 (118 amino acids)
Biological process (GO): mitochondrial translation
Cellular component (GO): mitochondrial small ribosomal subunit; mitochondrion
Molecular function (GO): structural constituent of ribosome
Source: RefSeq, a predicted model, not a curated record